Molecule: messenger RNA, 1763 nt
Organism: Zalophus californianus (California sea lion)
Lineage: Eukaryota; Metazoa; Chordata; Mammalia; Carnivora; Otariidae
Gene: COLQ
Product: collagen like tail subunit of asymmetric acetylcholinesterase
Exons: 17
Coding region: 337-1704 (455 amino acids)
Molecular function (GO): heparin binding
Source: RefSeq, a predicted model, not a curated record
CUUUUCAUCAGCUCUUCAGUAGCCACUUACCUCAGUGUCCAAAAGAGAAAAUUCUGACAUAUUAAUUUUAAUGUGCGCAUUUGAUCCAGUGCUUGAGAUAAAUAUAACCCUGUGGAGUACGGAGGUUUAAUGGGAAAUGGUUGGCAUUCUUUCUUGGUAAAGGCAUGGGGAAAGGAGAGAGAGACAGGAGAUGGGGAGAGGGGGAGAGGGAGGGAGGAGAGAGAGAGAGAGAGAGAGAGAGGCGCAAACAGCAGUGAGGAGGACAAAGACGGAGAUAAGCAAGGCUUCACGGCAGCCUUGCCUUGAGAACUUGACACUUGCCAGACCCCAGCCAGCAUGGUUGUCCUGAAUCCAGUGACUUUGGGAAUUUAUCUUCAGCUUUCCUUCCGCUUUAUCGUGUCUCAGCCUACUUUCAUCAACAGCGUCCUCCCCAUUUCAGCAGCCCUUCCUGGCCUGGAUCAAAAGAAGCGUGGUGGCCACAGAGGAUGCUGCCUCCUGACGCCCCCUCCACCCCCACUGUUCCCACCACCAUUCUUCAGAGGGGGCCGAGGUCUGCUUCUCUCCCCAGACAUGAAGAAUCUCAUCCUGGAACUAGAGACCAUGCAGUCCUCAUGUGCUCAAGGAUCGCUCGGCUCCCCUGGGCCCCCUGGCCCCCAGGGCCCACCGGGACUUCCUGGCAAGAUAGGACCAAAGGGAGAAAAGGGGGAGCUUGGCCUACCAGGAAGGAAGGGUAGACCUGGCCCCCCAGGUGUUCCUGGCAUGCCCGGGCCAGUCGGCCCUGAAGGACUCAGGGGUGAAAAAGGUGACCUGGGUAUGAUGGGCUUGCCAGGGUCAAGAGGACCAAUGGGCUCCAAGGGUUACCCUGGAUCCAGAGGGGAAAAGGGAUCCAGAGGUGAAAAGGGUGACCUGGGUCCCAAAGGAGAAAAGGGUUUCCCGGGAUUUCCUGGAAUGCUGGGGCAGAAAGGUGAAAUGGGUCCACAGGGUGAGCCUGGGAUAACGGGACCCAGAGGGCCCAGAGGAAGACCAGGCAAACGCGGCAAGCCGGGGCAGAAGGGAGAUAGUGGAGUAAUGGGCCCACCAGGCAAGCCUGGGCCUUCUGGUCAACCUGGCCGUCCAGGUCCCCCAGGCCCCCCGGGCCCCCCAACCACAGGACAACUUGUGAUGGGACCCAAAGGGGACAGAGGAUUUCCCGGGCCUCCAGGAAGCUGUCUUUGUGGAACCCCUAUGAAUGUGAAUAACCCUUCCUACAGGGAAUCCACGUUUGGGUCCAGUUCCCCGCACGUUCCUGUGAUUUUUGUCGUCAACAACCAGGAGGAGCUUGAGAGGCUGAACACCCAAAACGCCAUUGCAUUCCGCAAAGACCAGAGAUCUCUAUACUUCAAGGACAGCCUUGGCUGGCUCCCCAUCCAGGUGACCCCCUUCUACCCUGUGGACUACACUGUAGACCACCGCGGCUCCUGUGGGGAUGGGGUCUUGCAGCCCGGGGAGGAGUGUGACGACGGGAACAGUAACGUGGACGACGACUGCAUCAGCUGUCACCGGGCCUACUGUGGAGACGGUCACCAGCACAAGGGCGUGGAGGACUGUGACGGCUCUGACUUUGGCUACCUGACGUGCGAGACCUAUCUCCCAGGGUCGUAUGGAGACCUGCAGUGCACCCCGUACUGCUACAUCGACUCCACAUCCUGCCGCUACUUCACAUGAGGGCCGCGAGGAGGAGGGCUGCGUCUUACGUAACCGGCAGCAGCUCCUCCACCCUCAGC